AUGACGUCACCCAGGACUGUCAAGGAAGUUCAACAACUCACAGGAAGGAUAGCAGCUUUGAACAGGUUCGUCUCCAGAGCUACAGAAAAAUGCCUGCCCUUUUUCAAGAUCCUGAAGCAGGCUUUUGCCUGGACCGACGAAUGUGAAGCUGUGUUCCAGGAACUAAAGCGUUACCUGAGCAGUCCACCCCUCUUAAGCCCGUCCAAAGAAAGGGAAGACCUAUACUUAUACUUAGCAGUGUCAACCUCGGCAGUAAGUGCAGCCUUGAUAAGAGAAGAGGGCACGAAGCAACUUCCAAUUUACUACGUCAGCCAAGCCUUCCAAGGGGCUGAGUCCAAGUACCCAAGGAUCGAAAAGAUCGCGUUUGCGUUAAUAGUAGCCUCGCACAAGCUAAGGCAGUACUUUCAGGCAAACCCCAUCCUCGUAAUGACGAACCAACCGAUCAAGAAAUCAAUGAACAAGCCUGAGGCAGCCGGAAGAAUGGUCCAAUGGGCGAUUGAACUUAGUCAAUUUGACAUCGAGUACCAUCCCAGAAUGGCGAUCAAGGCGCAAGCUCUGGCGGACUUCAUCGCAGAGUUCACUCUUCCGGAUGAAGACAGGAUUACCAACGAGGUAGAUAGAUGGACAAUACAAACUGAUGGUUCAUCAGCCCAGAGGAAGGGGGAAGUAGGGGUCGUCAUAAUCACCCCCGACGGAGAAGUGCUGAAAUAUGGGGUCCAACUAAAAUUUCCAACUACCAACAAUGAAGCUGAAUACGAGGGAAUACUGACAGGAUUGAGGCUUGGAAAGGCACUUGGAGCUAAGAACCUGUUAAUCCAAAAUGAUUCAAAACUAGUAAUCGGGCAGAUUAGAAGGGAGUACGAAGCAAAGGAAGAAAGAAUGCAGAAAUACCUCAGGCUAAUGAAACACCUAACUCAGGAAUUCGAUACAGUGGAGUUCGUGCAAAUCCCAAGAAGCCAGAAUAUGGAGGCAGACGAAGUCUCGAAGAUAGCGUCAUCAAGAAAAGAGGAAAGUAGCAUGGAUUUGACGAUGGAAGUCCAGAAACACCCCAGCAUUGAAGAGGUCUCGAUAUUUACCAUCCAGAGCGCAAACAGCUGGAUGACACCCAUAAUGUGCUUCCUCCAGGACGGGCACCUCCCUUAG
Molecule: messenger RNA, 1143 nt
Organism: Quercus lobata
Lineage: Eukaryota; Viridiplantae; Streptophyta; Magnoliopsida; Fagales; Fagaceae
Exons: 1
Coding region: 1-1143 (380 amino acids)
Molecular function (GO): RNA-DNA hybrid ribonuclease activity; nucleic acid binding
Source: RefSeq, a predicted model, not a curated record